This is a messenger RNA of Drosophila eugracilis, 2674 nucleotides long. RefSeq lists its product as uncharacterized. Gene Ontology annotation, molecular function: actin filament binding; lamin binding. NCBI's taxonomy places the organism in Eukaryota, Metazoa, Arthropoda, Insecta, Diptera, Drosophilidae. Gene Ontology annotation, biological process: nuclear migration along microtubule. The coding region runs from base 142 to 2184 and encodes 680 amino acids. The transcript is spliced from 4 exons. Gene Ontology annotation, cellular component: nuclear membrane. The record is from RefSeq and is a predicted model, not a curated record.
UUUAUGCGCGCGCUAAUGCCGUAUCCAUGCCGGCGUUAGUUAAAAAAAACUUAAAAUCUGGAUAGUUAAGUGACUCAAUGACCAGCAAAAGAGCCAGUCAGACUAUAUAGAUAAGCGCGCUAAACUCCCAAAACUAAAAACAUGAUAACCAUACUAAUACCGCUGGCGGCGACGGCCAUACCGAUUUGUGCUAUUCUUUUUGUGGCGGGCACGUUUCUUUUCAAGACAUUCAUUAAUAUACGGUCACGCUACGAUGCGCGGGUGAACUGCUGGUUCUGCAAUAGCAACGCGCGAGUUUCUUACAUGGAUCGCAAUAGUUGGACCUGUCCGAAAUGCGAGCAGUACAAUGGUUUUACAAAGGAUGGGGACUACAACAGGGACAUGACGUCGCAGCGAGACUGCAGUAUCGGUUCCCAGAAGAACAGCUCCAAGGGCAGCUCCAGCAUUUGCGCCAACUCAUAUUAUUCGGAUCUCCUGUCCUCAAAUCCUCCAGCCCAGAAAAAUGGCCUUUGCGACCAGUGCAAUGAGGCACAGCGCCUGAAGGUCGAAAAGCUAUCGCAAUUUGAACCUAAAAAUGAGUCGCGCUUCGACCAAGAGCUCAAAACUUACAGAGAACGACUGGAGAAGCAGUUCCGUCUGUGCAGUAGCUGCGAACGGCAUGUGAAUAAAGUUCUGCACGAGAAAAAGAAAAUGGUGUUGAGCUCCAAGUUCCUAAACUAUAUUAUCAAGGGAGCAUCGAUGCUUAAGCAGCCGCACUUUAACCGCUUAGCCAAUGCCCAGAAGCAAUACAAACUGCAGCGGUACCGCGUUCUGAUGACCAUCCUUACUGUAAUUAACAUUCUGUGCCUGCUCUGCCGCCUUCCUCAUGGAACAGCCAGUCAGUUUACGACCUUUCUCGGAAAAUUCAUUGGAUUAGCCGUGUUUUAUGCCUACUCGCAUGUGCUAGCCCUUAUCCGUGUGGUGACCUCGGGCAUUGAAAAUUUCCUGGAACAAAGAGAAAUCACAACAAAAUUUCUAUUAUACGGUCGAACUUUUGGCAAGCUAUUGCUGUAUUCGGUGGGCUUGAGCCAACAGCAAGUACAACAAGCGACCUUUGCAUCUUGUUUCAUUGGUGUCUAUCCAUAUGCUAUGUUGGCCUUGAGUUUUCUGCACAAGAUUAACGACGGAUUAAAGUUCACGCGGUUUACCAUUGCUCUGCUGCUGUGGAGUGUAUAUGCAACGGGAAUCGAAAUCCUAGCCCCUCUUAUCGAUGGGAUCUCUUUUAUACUGUUGGGCAGUGUGUUUACCCUUGUUUUGCUAGCCACAAACCAGUCCAAUCUGCUCAGACAAGCGAAUCAGGAUGAGUCCGCCUGCGAAAGUUUCCAUCGUCUCUGUGCGGAUGAAUGCGAUGAGGAAACGCUGAGUAUGCUUAGCCAGCAGUUAAGUGGAUACAGCAAUACCAGCAAUGGCAAUAUGUCGAUGACUUCUGGAUCAAUUUGCCACUCACCAGCCCCCACAAUUUCGCAGCGAACUAUUCAACCACCAGCUUCUUUGCUGUCCCUAGAUUCGUUGCAUCUGUCGAAGCAACGCAUGGAACAGCAGGCCUGGUCUUCAAACUAUGGAGGAGCGUCGACCUUAAUUGCUCCGCCAAUACAGAACGGGAUGAUGUUCCAACAAAAGACAAUGAGACCAAUGGAGUCCCAGUGGUAUCGUCAUGGAUCGAAUAACAUGACUCAAAAUCAGCCUUUCACUAGAUCUUCGCAAAACCUUUUGAUGCCAUCGCGAUUGCCACACAUGAGCAGAAAUGUUGGUGGAGCUGAUGUAAGCGCCUGGGUGGCGGCCAAUCAAAAUAUCAACCAGGACCUAAGCACUGCCAGUCUAAUGAGACAUUACGAGGAGAAACAGCAGCAGCAACUUUCUCGCACCUCUUCGCAAUCGUCUGGAUUUGAGUCGCAACACCGACAAGAAAACCAAUGGGGAACUUCACCUCCGAUAUUGAGGGACUACGGCUGGUCCGAGACCCUCGGAAGUCAGCGUAACCUGUCAGUUAACCCUCCCCUUGCAUCGCCAACUCCUACAAUUGUACAAAGUGAAUUUCAAUACUCCAGGACAGCUCUACCCCAACAACAGCCUACAAUUCAGCCGGGCGAUUUACUUAGAAAGUGGAUCGAGAGUAGUUCUAAGGCCUCCCAACCGAUCCACUAAAUUGUGAUAUGUGGUCAUAAAUUAUAUAGGAAAUCAGAGAGGAACAAAGUGCAUAGGGAAUGCCAAGAUGGCAGAUGAAUCACAGCCAGAUAGGACAUAUUACAAUUUUGACUUAACUUUGCUAUCAUAUAAUUUAUUAUCUUUGACAAUUAGUUUUAAGUUUACUGGUGGAUUAUCCUUCAUUUACAUAUAUAUGGUGGCUAAUUUAUAAUAUAUUUUUUCACAAUGGGACGAUCAGUAGUGUUUAGCUAGCCUAAGCUAGCCUAACCUCUGAAAGUAGUGAAAAAACGUAAAGCAAGGAUUAAACUUCAGUAAAUAGACCUUAGUUAUGUAUUCAAAUGAGAGCUAUCAUUAACUGUCAGUUUUUAUUGUUGCAAAUGGAGUUCCUCCUUAAACAUGGUGACUAAUUUAAUUUAGAUAAAUUGUUUAUUAUACAAAUGAAUAUUUUUUGAAAUAAAAUUGGAAAAAAUAAUGAACUGUUUAAUAAAUA